AUGAAUGAUGUUAAUCAAAUUUGGUCUUGCACCUUUGUUUACAUGAGCUGUCGGGAACAAGUUAGAUCUUCUCAAUUAGAGACUCUCAAAUCUUUGGCUUCGUUCAUCGAUAAACCAUGGAUCUUAGCGGGUGAUUGGAAUGCAUAUUUGCACCCUGAAGAAAAGAAUGGUGGACGCCCUUUAUCCAACUCAUCCGUGACCCCCUUGAAGGAGUUUGCAAAUUCAGUUUGCAUCUCACCCAUUCAUCAAUCAGGGUAUCAAUUCACUUGGACUAAUGGCCAAUUUGGACAUCGUAGAAUUGAAGGAAAGUUGGAUCGGUUCUUCUCCAAUGUAGCAUGGUUCAAUCUCUUCCUGGAUGCAAUGGUUACUACAGAGGUAGUUGCUUCAUCGGAUCAUAGGGCAAUCAUUCUAAACACCGACAGAAUGGGGUCCAAACCACCUCAGCCUUUUCGUUUUUGA
Messenger RNA from Telopea speciosissima, 459 nucleotides. RefSeq lists its product as uncharacterized. The coding region runs from base 1 to 459 and encodes 152 amino acids. The record is from RefSeq and is a predicted model, not a curated record. The transcript has a single exon. NCBI's taxonomy places the organism in Eukaryota, Viridiplantae, Streptophyta, Magnoliopsida, Proteales, Proteaceae.